UAAUAUAUUGCACAACGUCAAUAAUUGAAAGUAUUCUUGUUGUUUUCAUUGUCUAAUUUGUUUUUACUUUCCUGUUACUGGAUACUUUCACACGCAUUCCACGGGCCACCUGUUAUAAUGACCUGCAUCUAUUUAUCUUCAAUUAUUUUCUAAUUUCAAAAUAAGGUGUGCUAUUUCAGUUAAAGAAGAACAUAAUUUUCCACUUGGAUGCUUUUAACUGGAUCAGAUUUUUAAACGAGGUUAUUCGGGAUAUCGUUAACUCGGAGUUUUUCUGCUCCAUUCCUCUUUUAUUAAGUGUGUAUUGCUUCUAAAUUUGUCCCAUUUCUAUUAUUCUUCUGUUGAAAAGCAUGAAAUUCAGUGGCGUUAAGAAGGCCUUUCAUCCAUAUCCAUGAUGGAUUUGACCAGAUUCCCAAUGGGGGCGAUCGAGUGAUGACGAACGGACUCCGACAAUUCUUGACCUCCAGGAUAGGAUCCUGUCUCCCAGAGUGAACAUUAAAUAUGAAAGCGAAAAUUUUUAUGAAAUAAAUUCAGCUGUAAUACUGGAAUCAUGUAAUGUAAAGAAGAAAAUUUAUAGAUUUUUUUGGAUAGUAUGAAGUGGAGCAGAAGUCUAUUCGUAGUAGUGAUUAUCGCAUUUGUUUGCAUCUGUUACUUUUUCUUUUUGGAAGAAACAACUCUCGAUGUACCGGUACCUUCUAAUCUAAAACAAAACGAAGCUUUUAUAGUCAAAGAACUUAUUAGCUAUGGAAGAGACUUAAUACCUCAAGUAGACAUUUUUAUUUGUAAUGUCAGUAAAGGCUCGAUUUUUCUCAAUAAUGGCUUUUGGCAACGAUGCCAAAAAUCUCAAAUAUAUUUAUAUUCUGCAUUUUAUGAUACUAGAUAUAAGUAUAAAGACGUUAAUUAUCCUCAGGUCAGGAUAAUAGGCAUGACUGAAGGAAUAUUACAAGUAUCCUUAUAUUGCUUAUUAUGGAAAGAUAAUGUUGCGUAUAGUGUUCCUGCUGAAACUAAAGAGAUAUGGCUAAAAAAUUGGGAUGUAGUCGCUGAUACAAUAUUUUACAGACCUUACAUUAUUAGUUGUCCUCUUCCGUAUAAUAUUAAAGAUAUUGAUGGAGUAUCUGUCAUAACUACCUCUUGUGAAGAACCAACUGUAUAUUUUAAUUUAUCAAGAAAGGUGCAAACGGAAAAGAAAAACUUUGCUGUAUGUGUCAAGGGAAUGGAUUUUAAAAACGACAUUUCUCUGAGAUUAAUAGAAUGGAUCGAAAUGCAAUUUCUUUUAGGUGCCGAUACAAUAUCAUUUUAUGUGUAUAAUGUUUCAGUUAAUGUUGCGCGAGUUUUACAUUAUUAUAAGCAAGAAGGUAAAGUUGAUAUAAACUUCAUCUCAUUACCAGGUAAGGAUCCUAAUGAUGUCGAAAAACGAACAAAAUUUUUAAAUAAAAAUAUCUGGCAAAAAAGAAGACACGAGUUAAUUCCUUAUAAUGAUUGUUUCUACCGACAUAUUCAUAGUCAUAAAUUCGUUUUGCUGUUAGAUUUAGAUGAGAUUAUUGUUCCAACACGGGAUUUAAAUUGGCAUCAAAUGAUAAAGAGAAUCUUCAAUGAUCAGCCUGAUGCACUGUUAAAUUAUUGUUCACUUUCGGCUAGAAAUGUUUAUUUUUUUGAUCAGUUUACUGGUGAUUCUAACUCUUACAAAGACAUUAAAAUUCCUCCUUAUAUGCAUAUGUUGAAACAUAUUUACCGUUCAGCUAAUUUUAGUAAAUUGGGAUUUGCGGUAAAGAGUUUUAUUUCUACAAAUAACACAUUGGCAGUUUUUAACCAUUACGCUCUUAUUCCACUCUAUCCACGAUUGAGAAGAAACGGCUUGAUAAAUAAAGAUGUGGCUCGUCUUCAUCAUUAUAGAUCGGAGUGUCCACUAUCGAUGAAAAUAGAUUGCCAAAAAAUUUAUCUAAAAUAUCGCGUCAAAGAUACUUUAAUAUGGAAAUAUGCUCCGAUUUUAACCAGAAAAGUUGAAACUACCGUAAACAAAUUAAAUUUCAAUGUUUCAAAUGCUAAUGCUCUCAAAUCAAAUUAAGCAUUUUAAAUAUUAACUAUUAAAUAAUUUAUAAGAAUAAUCUCUGAACUUUGAUAUAAAUAAACAUAUACCAUUGAAAUUAC
Molecule: messenger RNA, 2145 nt
Organism: Centruroides sculpturatus (bark scorpion)
Lineage: Eukaryota; Metazoa; Arthropoda; Arachnida; Scorpiones; Buthidae
Exons: 4
Coding region: 590-2062 (490 amino acids)
Source: RefSeq, a predicted model, not a curated record